Colletotrichum orchidophilum is the source of this 798-nucleotide messenger RNA. RefSeq lists its product as uncharacterized. The record is from RefSeq and is a predicted model, not a curated record. The transcript has 2 exons. NCBI's taxonomy places the organism in Eukaryota, Fungi, Ascomycota, Sordariomycetes, Glomerellales, Glomerellaceae. Gene Ontology annotation, biological process: carbohydrate metabolic process. Gene Ontology annotation, molecular function: hydrolase activity, hydrolyzing O-glycosyl compounds. Bases 1 to 798 code for a protein of 265 amino acids.
AUGGCUCGCCGCGCCUCCCUCAUCGUGACAGCCCUCCUGGCCGUCUGCGCUUCCGCAGCCCCGGCACCGAUGCCCCAGCGCUCGGCAAAGGUCACGGCCGUCAAGAACGUCUUCACUAUCGGCAACAUGUCCUUCGCCAACAGACUAUACUGGGACUUUAGCAAGCUCGCCAACGGCGCCAAGGUGCCCGACGGCCUGCGCGUGAGCGGCUACCCCGUCAGCAACACGCACGUCUUUGUCACGCAGAACGCGUACAUCAACGGCGGCUACCUCAACCUCAAGGUCGACGGCGGUCAAAAGGUCAAGCCGUACAAGGCUGGCGAGGUCGUCACGACGGUCCAGAACAUCAAGUACGCCUCUGUGCGGACCGUCGCCAUCUUUUCCGAGCCUGCUGGUGUCUGCAAUGGUAUCUUCUUCUACAAGAACGACCAACAAGAGACGGAUAUUGAGUGGCUCUCAGACGCCUCGUCCCAGAGCAACGCCGGCAAGCGCCAGGUCUGGUUCGCGAACCAGGCCACGAGCGCCGCCUCGCCAAAGUCGUGGCUCUCGGUCCUGGCCCCGUCGAACCCGACGGCCACGGAGCAUGAGUACCGCAUCGACUGGCAGCCCGGCGUCGUCCGCUUCUUCGUCGACGGCGUCCAGACCUGGCAGACGACCAAGAGCGUGCCCACGCAGGCCGGCCCUUGGGUCUUCAACAACUGGUCCAACGGCGACAAGGGCUGGAGCGCCGGCCCGCCCGUCUCCGCCGAUGCCAUCUUCAAGAUCAAGGAGAUUGACAUGUACUACAACACCGCGUAA